Pieris rapae (cabbage white) is the source of this 976-nucleotide messenger RNA. Its product is annotated as 18S rRNA aminocarboxypropyltransferase. Bases 153 to 887 code for a protein of 244 amino acids. Lineage: Eukaryota; Metazoa; Arthropoda; Insecta; Lepidoptera; Pieridae. The record is from RefSeq and is a predicted model, not a curated record. Gene Ontology annotation, molecular function: rRNA small subunit aminocarboxypropyltransferase activity. The transcript has a single exon. Gene Ontology annotation, biological process: maturation of SSU-rRNA.
CAUUGUCAUUGGACACUGACAUAAUAAUUUACAUACAUAACAACAAUAAACAAUUCGGUUAGUUUUUGGUAGUAAUUGUAAAAAAUAUUUUAUAUUUGAGAUCAAAGUAUCUCCGUUAACAUCGAAUAACAUUUGAAAGUGAUUAAAGUAACAUGGCACCAGGCAAGAAGUUUGUGCGAGGUAAAAGAUCUAACCAACACGUUCCAAGAGACUACGCAGAAUCAAUGCAGGAAUUAACUAUCCACUCUCCAGAAGAUAGUGAUAAUGAUUCCAAUAACUCAAGUGAUGAAGGUACGGAGGCAGAAUUUACUGUCAGUAUGUGGGAUUUAAAUCAUUGCGACCCAAAAAAAUGUUCCGGCCGGAAACUCUUACGACAUAACCUUAUAAAAAACCUUAAAUUAGGUCAAAGAUUUCAAGGACUCGUUUUGUCCCCAGUAGGUAAACAAUGUGUUAGUCCUAAUGACAAAGAAAUAAUCUCAAAGUUUGGGUUAGCGGUAAUUGAUUGUUCUUGGGCUAAAAUAGAUGAGACGCCAUUUAAUCGAAUGAAAUCACCACAUCCUCGCUUACUGCCUUUCUUAGUAGCUGCAAACCCUAUAAACUAUGGGAAACCCUAUCAGCUUAGUUGUGUUGAGGCAUUAGCGGCAGCUAUGUUUAUAACUGAUCAUAAAAAAGAGGCCAAGUUUUAUUUAUCAAAAUUCUCAUGGGGACACUCAUUUUUAGAAUUAAAUUCUGAAGCAUUAGAUGCAUAUGCAGCAUGUACUGAUAGUAAAAGUGUCUUGGAAGCUCAGAAUAAAUAUCUUCAAGAUGUUGCAAACGAAAAAGAUACAAGAUCUAUGUGGCCAUCAAGUAGUAGUUCGGACUCAGAAAGUGAAAGUGAAAAAUGUUAAUUGUAGUUUUUAUGUUGUACCAAACAAUUGUAAUUUAUAUUUUAUUAUCAUAUCCUAUGAAAUAUACUAAUGAGAUAACUUGUCCGUUU